Lathyrus oleraceus (garden pea) is the source of this 696-nucleotide messenger RNA. RefSeq lists its product as uncharacterized. NCBI's taxonomy places the organism in Eukaryota, Viridiplantae, Streptophyta, Magnoliopsida, Fabales, Fabaceae. Gene Ontology annotation, molecular function: DNA helicase activity. The record is from RefSeq and is a predicted model, not a curated record. Bases 1 to 696 code for a protein of 231 amino acids. The transcript has 2 exons. Gene Ontology annotation, biological process: DNA repair; telomere maintenance.
AUGGCAGAGGAUUAUCAAACAACUAACAAUGUUAUGGAAUCAAACUUGACUAAUAUGUUGUUGAAGGACUUGAAUGAACUCUUAAACUUGCACGGUAACAAAAUUGAAGAUUGUGAUCUCCCAUCUUUGCCCCCGAAUAAAAUAGACAUAGAUGCAAUUCCAAGUAUCAUACAGGAGGAGUUAAUGGUCAAUAUCCCCAAUGAAGAUAUUCAAUAUGUUACUAAGUUAAAUAAUGAUCAAAUGAUUGCAUUCAAAACCAUUAUGAAUGUAAUUGUUCAAAAACACAGUGGAGUAUUUUUUGUUGAUGGUCCAGGAGGAACAGUUGCAACAUUGUUACCCGGUGAUAAGACUGUACACUCUCGAUUUAAGAUACCUAUUGAUAUACAACCGAGUUCCAUUUAUGGUAUUCAAAAGAAAAAAUAUCUUGCAAAUAUCAUUAGAGUUGUUGCCUCAAUAAUUUGGGAUGAAGCACCAAUGACAAACAAAAAUUGUUUGGAAGCCUUAGAUAGAUCAUUACAAGAUAUUUGUAGCAACAAUGCUCCAUUUGGUGGAAAAGUUCUAUUCAUGGGGGGAGAUUUUCGUCAAGUUCUUCUUGUUGUAAGAAAAGGUACUAAGGCACAAAUGAUUUCAGCAUGUAUUAUUCAGUCUCAUUUAUGGAAUCAUACCAAGAUUUUGAGUUUGCGUCAAAAUAUGUGA